This is a messenger RNA of Lasiosphaeria miniovina, 711 nucleotides long. Its product is annotated as glycosyltransferase family 28 C-terminal domain-containing protein. Lineage: Eukaryota; Fungi; Ascomycota; Sordariomycetes; Sordariales; Lasiosphaeriaceae. The record is from RefSeq and is a predicted model, not a curated record. Gene Ontology annotation, biological process: dolichol-linked oligosaccharide biosynthetic process. Bases 1 to 711 code for a protein of 236 amino acids. Gene Ontology annotation, molecular function: hexosyltransferase activity. The transcript has 3 exons. Gene Ontology annotation, cellular component: UDP-N-acetylglucosamine transferase complex.
AUGAGUCGACACGAGGGCCGAAUGUGCUUGGUGACGGUUGGUGCAACCGCAGGAUUUCCCCAGCUGCUCGCCGAAGUCAUCAAGCCCGAGUUUCUGCAGUGCCUCGCGAGCUACAGAUUCAAAAGACUUGAGGUCCAGUGCGGCCCCGAUUACGAUUGGUUUGCCGCGCAGGUUGAGGCGUUGUCCGACAACUACGGCAUCGACAUUCGCUGCUUCACGUAUACCAAGAAUAUGAGCCUCUGCUACGUUCGGUGCCGUGGUGAAGCUGGUGUCCGACUGGCCGGCUGCGUCAUUACCCACGCGGGCUCGGGCACGAUUCUCGAGGUCAAACGGACCCAGGCACCGCUCAUUGCGGUGCCCAACCCUACUCUCAUGGACAACCACCAAGAUGAGCUGGCCGAUGUGAUAGAACCUCAGGGUUGGGGAAUCUGGGGAAACCUUGGACAAUUAACCAACGCCCUGGCGCGCUCUCAAGAGCUCGUUGCCCAAGGUCGGCUCAACGACCUACCGCCGUACUCGGCCCGGAGCUUCCUGGUGCCCGAGUCGGAGCGCGUGACCCUAUUCGAUUGGAUGGUGCUAACGUGCUAUCCAGAGGUGCUGAGACAGCAGCAACAUCUACAUGACCUCGAUGAGGUCAUGACCCAUUAUGAGCAGAAAAAUGAGGGGAGGGGUGAAAAUUUGGAGGACCUGACUCGGCUUGCGGUCGACUAG